UCUGUUAGUCGGUACAGAUUGCUGAAGUGCAAAAUCAGAAUGAGAAUCACUACCCUGUUCUUGGACGUAAAAAGCCCUAGUUUCCGCCAUUUCGAAGGGGUUUUCGCGCCCGCGCAAAAUUGGAACGCUUUCCAGGAGAAAGCCAAUGUGUAGAAGCGUAGCCAAUUGACGUAGCUUUGAUUUUUUUGUGAGCAUGGUUGAGUUGGGUAGCGACGCGGGAACGUCGGGGUUGGAAGGGUGUGAUCACGUGCCGCUGAAGCAGCGUCUCAAGCUGCUAUUGGCGAGUCGAAGUGACGAGAAUUUGGAUGGUGAAUGCCCUAGUUUGCUAAAAAAUGAGGGCGCCUCAGUGGCUGGGGAGUGGGAGGAUGAACACUCUGAUUCACAGGUGUCGGGACAAAGGAGUGGGUUGUUAGUAGUUUCGGAGGAAGAAGAAAGUGGAGAUGAGCUUGAAGAAUGCGAAGAAAGUGUAAAAAAGAGCAGUACCAGUUUAAGUGAUACUACAGCUGAUCCACACCAUGGAGCUAAGUUUCCUAUCAUGGAGAAUGUUGAGUGUGCUGAAAAUGUUGCGGAGAGUACUUCUAUGAGCUAUCUACAUGAUUCGUCCCUUGCCAGAAUCCAGCCACUUACUUUUGAACCUGAGAUGAGCGAGGAGUAUCUUGAGGAGCUCGAAAAUGUAUCACUGAAAGAUCGGUUGGGGAUGCUCUUAUCUAGUAAAUGCAGGGAGUUGACACCGUCUAUUCUGCAGGAGGAUACCACUGCAUCCGUAAAAGGAGACUUAAAAUUGGAUGAUCAGUGCCGAGCUGAGAAUCAAAUGUGUGAAAUUGACAAGAUUUUGAAAUUGGACGUAUCAAGGUGUUCUGAAGUUUCAUCGUAUAAACCUCAUCAAGAAUUGGGUUGUUCUCAAGGGAACGUGCCAACUUGUGUUGAUGAUAAGGCGCAUUCAUCUGAAAAACAACAUUCAAGAUACGAACCAGAUAGUAUAAAUACUCUUCCCUGCAGCGAUAGUAAAAUAGGCCAAGGUUCGGCAUCGCAGACAUUUGCAAAGGUAAAGAUUGAACUUCCAACUUACGAUGAACCCCAAACAUCCUAUGCACAAAUGGAUCAUGAAAUACCCUUUGGAACCUUGAUCCCCAAAACUGAUGUUCAAAAUGCUGAGGCUGAAUAUGAAGAUGAGUUGGAUCAUAUGGUGCUUCGAGAGCGGAUGAAGUUGCCACUGGGAGAUGGUCCUAGUUUGAAUAUAAAUGAAAUUUCCAAAUAUGAAAGCAGUGGGUGUUCUCCUGCCUUGGGUUAUGAAUCGGUUGCCUCAGAAACUGCUAGGACAUUAAAAAUCAACCGGUCCAGAACACGACGAAAAACUGUGACGGACUCUGUGGAAACUGCAAUGGAGGAAGAUGCUCCGGGACUCUUAAAGAUUUUGAUAGAGGAAGGUGUUUCAGUUAAUGACAUCAAGCUUUAUAGUGUGCCCGAGAGCAACGACACAUUGGAUGAUUCGUCAACCAACGAUAACGUUGAGGAGCUUGAAGAAAUUAAAUCAAAGCGAGAAUCAAUAGUAAAACUCGGUUUAGGGCGAUCCAAUAAAGGAGAGAGAGCGGCUUACUGUUUGGAGUGUCUACUUUCGCUUGUGGAGCAGGCACAAUUUUUUCAGUCUCACAAAUGUCCCGCUGAAUGGGGAUGGUGUCGGGACCUCCAGUCUUUCAUAUUUGUCUUCGAAAAACAUAACCGGAUUGUGCUUGAACGCCCCGAAUAUGGCUUUGCAAUGUACUUUUUUGAAAUGGUGGAUUCCUUGUCGAGUAGCUGGCAGAUCCAACGGCUAGUUACGACCAUGAAGCUCACCAGCUUGGGGCGGGCCUCCUUGAUCGAGAACAAACCAUUGAUGGUGGGCAAAGAUCUGACGGAAGGUGAGGCUCGAGUGCUGACGGGAUUUGGAUGGGUACCCAACACCGGCCUUGGGACUAUGCUCCAUUACUACGACAGAGUCAUUCACGACAAAAAGAAACACAGCAGAUCCGAGUGGAAAUCGAAAAUUGUGAAGUUUCUUAUGGAUGGGUAUCAUGGCGGCAGAAUAGUAUACACUGGUAGUGUUCCUCCAAAGGUUGAGGACAGCGACAGCGACGCAAACCCGGGCAGAUCAAAGUAGAACCUGGUUGAGGUGACACUUGGCCUCGCGGGAUUUUGUUCGUACUAACCAUCAAAGCAUCAUUUGUACAGCUUCGCUCGAACAGGUUCGAACCAGAUUUUAUUCCGCAUUCUCGGAGCUUUAUAUCAUACAAACUACGUAAUUGAUGCGAGAUCGAAUUCGACUCUAGCUGAAUAUACAUAGUCGUUGAUCCGCCCCUACUUUUCGAGUACGUUCUUGAUUGAUUGAUGAUAAUAAGAAAAAUGGAUAUAUCCCUACUAAUUUUCUUUUGUUCUAAUCAGCGAAUUGAAAUUGAAAAGAUGAAC
Andrographis paniculata is the source of this 2442-nucleotide messenger RNA. RefSeq lists its product as uncharacterized. The transcript has 12 exons. The record is from RefSeq and is a predicted model, not a curated record. Lineage: Eukaryota; Viridiplantae; Streptophyta; Magnoliopsida; Lamiales; Acanthaceae. Bases 194 to 2137 code for a protein of 647 amino acids.